AUGGCCGUGCUGGAGGUGCCAGCAAGCAUCCCCUUCCGCGCCCCCGCCUCUGCGCACGCCGCCUUUGAAGAUGGCAACAAACUACACCCAGCAGGACCUCAAGGCUUCCAUCUGGUUGACAUAACAAAUAACACCAUUUUCACUGGGCCAAACUGGCUGGAGCUGGCAGCAAAAGUGAGAAACUUUGUGACGGUCUUUUGUACUGUCACCGCUUUUACGAGGGAUGCUCCUGAGCAGCAGUCACUGCCGGAAGAGAGCAAAGGUUUCUAUGCCGGGAUUAAGUUUUUACCAGAAUCGUUACAAAUUGCAGAGGACGGCACAGAGCAUGUUUUGACUGUUCUGAGCACUGUACCCAUUGCCUGUCCUGGGCACGAUGAUUCCUGUAAAAUUACUUUACAGCUAAGUACUGAGGAUUUGGUGACAGACUUUGCGCAGGAUGGGAACCGCGUCAGCCGCAUCAGAGUGGAGCCAGUCGGACAGAGGGAUUUGCUUUGGAGGGCUUACACACCCAAGGAUGUGAAGGUCACAGUUCGAGACCUCCCAACAGGGAACUGCUACUCUUUCACUGAUCCACACAUUAUCACAUUUGAUGGAUGGCGCUACGAUAACUAUAAAAUCGGCACCUUCCUUUUGUGCCGGAGCGCGUCGCGGGCGUUUGAAGUGCACGUUCGGCAGUGGGACUGCGGAGGUCUCCGCUCCGCCACCGCCUGCAAUUGCGGCGUAGCUGCGCGAGAAGGGGGUGACACCGUGGUGCUGGACACCUGCAAUGGCCAUUUUCGGGAGAGCAGACCCCAGCUGACCGUCAAAAGCACUGAGGCAUCGCCACAUGUCAAAAUCCUAAAGUCCUACGGAGGGAGAAAAAUAACAAUCCUGUUCCCUUCGGGAGCAUUUGUGCGAGCCGACAUGAGCGAGUGGGGAAUGGGUUUGACGGUGAGGACGCCGGGCAGCGACUUCAACAGCACCAGAGGUUUGUGUGGCCUCUUUGAUGGGAUCGGUCACAACGACCUCAGCAAUGUGCCCGAGGAAGACUUCAUAGAGGAGUGGAGAAUACCUCCAGGGAAGAGUUUAUUUGACAAGACUCCAGCACCUUCUGAGGGGAUGCAAAGGAAGAAUUAUUGCAGAUGUCAGAAGGAGAGCAUUAAGUCCCGGCCCAUGGUAAACACAUUGAAUGCCUUCCAGACUCCUUUCCCUCAAUCUUCUGGUUGCCAUUAUGAUCAUGUGGAUUACACCUCUGCAAUCCCAUAUCUAGAUGUUACGUCAGAGUUUGUCACUCACUCAGAAAUAGAGUCUACUUUAAGAAAAGAUGAAAAAAUGUCAACCAAGUCUUUUGAUCAAAGCUAUCUACCUAAAUCAGUCCAAAAGCGAGGUAGCUCCGAGGAUCGAUUAAAACCCCUCGCACACAGUGUUUCCAUGAAAAAGACCAGUUCCAUUAACUCUAACAAACCAACAGAAGACUUAAGGAGAGAAAAAAGGCAAGGAGACUAUUAUGAAUACUCAUCCUUUCACCCAUUGCAUGGUUCAAGCCAGAGAUACUCAGAGAGCUUUGCAUAUUUUUUCCCAGAGGAUUACUUUGAAGGGAUUCGGACAAAAGUUCCACUAGCAUGGCCCACUCCUAAUGGCCUAACUGCCACCAAGGCUCGUCAGAUUUGCCACCAAAUUCUUGCAAAUUCCACCAUUGGCUUAGUGUGUAAAGGGCUUCUUGGAAAACAGAUGGAUGAGGCAAUUGAUAUAUGCCUUUUAGAUCUGCAGCUCAAAGAUGACGUGGCUUGGGUGAGGGCACUGAUAGCCCUUUUGGAAAAUGAAUGUGAAAGAAGAGUGCUAGGAAACAGAGUGUUUCACGUAGGAAACCAGCCAUCUGCUACCCAGGAGGAAAUCCUCACCGUCCUCCGGUGUCCUGUUUUCUGUAACGGCAAUGGACAAUGUACUGAACUGGGCUGCCAGUGCUUUGAAGACCACAGCUCCUAUGAUUGUAGCAUUGCCAAAAAGCAAGCUUUGGAAAUCACAGGCUUAGAGAACGGCGGUCUUUGCGACGUCCGAUCUUCCGACUGCACCAGGAUCCGGGUGUUUGGCCUUGGCUUCAAAGAGUCACCCAACCUGCGCUGCGAGGUCACCAGGUUAAUUCAUCUCAAUGGCGAAUGGAUAUCAAGAGAACAAGAAACCACAAAAGCAGAUUUUCUCAGCUCUGAGGCUGUUGACUGCCAGAUUCCUCUCCUGAACAUCACAGAGACAGAGGCUGUGCACUUUGUGGCUGGCGAUGAGCCGUUUGCAAGAUGGCAAGUGAAAAUCACUAACGAUGGCUUCCAGUACAGUAAUUCCAGAGUGCUGACCCUGUAUGACGCGGUCUGCCAGGCCUGCCAAUUUCAUCCAACCGGACUUUGUAAAUUAAAGACAACCCAAGUGUCUUCAGGCCACGUGGAAGCCACAGCUUCCCCGGCCCUGGUGGCCGCCCUAACUAGGAGAAGACCAGACAACCUGCCUCCUGCGUUCCAGGCCCCCCCCAGCCAGCUGCUGACAUUUAUUGGUGAGAAUUUUGUUUACCAGUUAAUAGCAGUGGAUCCAGAAGGGUCAGCUGUGCUAUUCAUCUUAGCGGCUGGCCCACAGGAUGCCAGGCUCUCUCCUGCUGGCCUUCUUAUCUGGAAAGUUGAUUCAGAAGAAACGCAGACCUUUGAAUUCACUGUGUCGGAUGAAUGCAAUGCACAGAGCAGAUACUCUAUUGAGGUUGGAGUGAAGCCCUGCGGCUGCCUCAAUGGUGGAACAUGUGUUACCAAUAUUAAAUUCCCUCCAGGCCUUGGUGAAUACCUGUGCUUAUGUCCCAAUGGAUUUGAUGGAGAAUUUUGCCAGGAAGAUAUCAAUGACUGCAAAUCAAACCCCUGUGGCAGCGGAACAUGUGUGGACAGUGUGGAUAGCUACUUUUGUAAAUGUCCCCCUGGUUUGGGAGCUGUGCUUGCUGCUGACACUACAAAAACUUUAAGCACUGAAAAAGGCAAUGGCAAAGGCGAUUUGAACAAGACUGAGGUUAAGCAGCUAGUGCAACCCUCAGAGGCAAAGGAUUCUCCUGUAAUUAAGAAUUUUAGCAUAAGUGAUAGACACGGCCAUGCAGCACCACUGUCACAUAUUACUACCUGCGCCAACAGGCCAUGUUUUCCCGGGGUGUUAUGUUUUGAUCGGAAACCCCCUUACAUUGGAUACGUCUGCGGCCGAUGCCCAGUAGGGUUUUUUGGAAAUGGUCGAAUCUGUGCCAAAGUCCCCAGACCAGGUUCUUCCCUUGAUGCAGCUCUCCGGAGUGGUGGCGUCCCAGCAGGGUCUGCUUCCCAAGCAAGGCUUCCAACACAGACCACAGUGGCCAGAAGGAUGUACAACACGGCGAUGGAUCGUGUGGAACUGCCAAAAAACAGCGGUGGGACGCAUCAGAAAGUUGUUUGCGCUAAUAUGCCGUGCUUUACUGGUGUGCAGUGCGAGCCGGCUGAAGAUGGAGGAUUUAAAUGUGGGCCUUGUCCCGCUGGAUACAGUGGUGAUGGAAUUACAUGUGAAGCUGCAGAGGAACUCCUCUGUAAGCCAGUCCUGCGCUUACCCAAGCCCAGAAGAAUGCAGAUGUUUCAGAUGCAACGGGUGGGUCGGCACCCUCCUUUCAAAGCCCCAACGCCUGUCAUUGACUCCAGUGACUCUAGCACAAGCCCCCGAACGCGAGUGGUGGCUUGUAUAGACAGUGUGAUCCACCAUGUGAGCACGGAGGAACCUGUGUUUCUCAAAACGCUUGUUCUUGUGUUUAUGGAUUUGUUGGUCCUCGAUGUGAAACAAUGGUGUGUAACAGACACUGCCAUAACGGUGGGGUCUGUGUGUCACCAGAUGAGUGCAAAUGCAGACGCGGAUGGAGCAGCCCUUCUUGCGAAACAGCCAUUUGCAUUCCCCCUUGUAAGAACGGUGGUCACUGUGUUCGAACCAAUGUGUGUUCCUGUACUGAGGGCUACACUGGAAGAAGGUGUCAAAAAA
Balearica regulorum gibbericeps (East African grey crowned-crane) is the source of this 3990-nucleotide messenger RNA. Lineage: Eukaryota; Metazoa; Chordata; Aves; Gruiformes; Gruidae. The record is from RefSeq and is a predicted model, not a curated record.